AUGACGGUACCGCUUCUUCAAACCAACACGAACUCUUCAGAAGAGCUACAUCUACGCCAGCUUCGCCAGAAACUGCUGCUGCUGCUGGCUAUAAUAGUCGGUUUGGUGGCUGCGGUCGGUGGGUUUCUUUAUGGCUACGAUACGGGGCUUAUUAAUGAUAUCUUGGAGAUGCAAUACGUGAAAGCUCAUAUCCCGCUGGAGAAGGGUGACUUUAACACCCACGAAAGGGCUCUUAUCACGGCGAUCUUGUCGCUAGGAACGUUCUUUGGUGCUCUUGUGGCGCCUAUAAUUUCAGACUCGUACGGACGUAAACUGUCGAUUAUCGUGAGUCUGGCGAUCAUUUUUAAUAUCGGUAAUGUUCUACAAGUCAGUGCUACUGACGUGGGCUUGCUUUGCGCUGGAAGAGGCGUUUCUGGUCUUUCAGUGGGCAUUUUGUCGGCUAUUGUGCCGUUGUACCAGGCUGAAGCCUCUCCGAAAUGGGUUAGAGGUUCUAUCGUUUUCACAUAUCAGUGGGCCAUCACCUGGGGCCUUUUAUUGGCUUCGGCCAUUUGCCAGGGCACGCGGAAACUUCAGUCUUCUGCGAGUUAUAGAAUCCCUAUUGGCGUCCAGUUCGUCUGGUCUAUAGUUCUUUGCAUCGGUAUGCUUUUCCUUCCAGAAAGCCCUCGAUUCUAUGUUCAAAAAGACAAUAUCCAGCUGGCUCUACAGAGUCUAAGCAAACUUCGACGUCUUCCAGACGACGAUGCAGACCUCAUCGAAGAGUUGGUUGAAAUCAAAGCCAACUACGACUACGAAAUGAGUUUCGGCAAAACUUCCAUUCUCGACUGCUUUCGUCUGGGCGGUGGUCGACACAAACAGAAGCUUCGGAUGGCCACAGGUAUGGGCGUCCAUGCAUUCCAACAAUGUUCAGGCAUUAAUUUCAUUUUCUACUACGGGGUGAACUUCUUUUCCAGCACUGGUGUUGGGAACUAUUACCUCAUGUCUUUCUUUACGUAUUUGGUGAAUGUGGUAUUCACUAUUCCAGGCAUCAUUCUAAUUGAAGUGGUUGGUCGACGCAAAUUGUUAAUGUGGGGCGGUGUCGGUAUGAGCGUGUGUAACUUCAUUAUCGCCAUUGUCGGUGUUCUGGUGGCUGCUCAACAGACCCGUUCCAUUGUCAGCAUUGUCUUUUCGUGUUGUUUUAUUGCAUGUUUUGCCUCGAGUUGGGGUGGUUGCACUUGGGCUCUUUCCGCCGAUAUGUUUAGCAUCAGUAUUCGUCAGAAAGCCAUUGCCAUUACCGUCGCUACCAACUGGUUGGUUAACUUUGUGUUUGCCUUCAUCACUCCUUAUCUUAUAGACACGGGGCAACACACGGCGGCGUUGGGCAAUCGGAUUUUCUUUAUCUGGGGUGGACUCAACGCUCUUGGUAUUGUUUUUGUUUAUUUCAUGGUUUACGAAACCAAGGGACUUAAAUUGGAGGAGGUCGAUUUCAUGUAUAUGAAUUGUGAAAACUCCAGAGCAUCCACAAAGUUUGUCAGUCGUGCUAUCGACUAUUCGACCAUGCCAAAUGGUACUGCUACGGGAGUUGACCUGGGCAUUAUUUCUAGAACUGCAACCAGAGGUGGAAAAGACUCUUCGUCGCCUUCUACUGGCGAAGGUGGGGUUGGCUUCGCUAAAGAUUCAAGCAUGGAGAUGAGCGAUCUCAGACACAGACGGUCGCCUAAUCAUAAUAACAAUAACGUUCAUCUCGUUGCUCACGAUAACAUGUUGGCUCCAACACUCAGCAACACGUCUAGCGAGUCGUCUCCAGACUCCACCAUGUCUACACCAGGUGUUUCCGACUACCAGAAGUAUCUUCUGACGUUGAGGGAGCAGUCUGGCGAUAAAGUGAGCCGAACCAGCUCCUCCCAUACUUCAGCACCUACCCACAGAUUAUACAAGUGUGGUUCUAAGACUGGAAAUGGAGAGAUGAAGAUUACACCGAUUAAGAGACAGCUGAGCGAAGCCAGUGUGAUACCUAACCCAGGCAGUUCAUACACCAGCACUAGUUUACAGGAAGGUAUUGGAAAGAAGGGAGGGCUUGUGAACGCAGCCCUGUUCUUUGCCAGUCCUCCCAGCGACUCAGAUAGCGACGACCUGAAUGAAGACGGCGAAGAAGAAACGGGAGAUGCAGCGAAAACCGAGGGUUUGAAGAAAGAGACCAAUUACGAACCAGAAUCCCUGGAAGACGAUAAGCAUAAUAAUUAG
Messenger RNA from Candidozyma haemuli, 2220 nucleotides. RefSeq names its product glucose sensor (gene HGT4). Gene Ontology annotation, molecular function: carbohydrate:proton symporter activity. Gene Ontology annotation, cellular component: membrane. Gene Ontology annotation, biological process: transmembrane transport; carbohydrate transport. The record is from RefSeq and is a predicted model, not a curated record. The transcript has a single exon. NCBI's taxonomy places the organism in Eukaryota, Fungi, Ascomycota, Pichiomycetes, Serinales, Metschnikowiaceae. The coding region runs from base 1 to 2220 and encodes 739 amino acids.